Molecule: messenger RNA, 1210 nt
Organism: Sipha flava (yellow sugarcane aphid)
Lineage: Eukaryota; Metazoa; Arthropoda; Insecta; Hemiptera; Aphididae
Product: adult-specific cuticular protein ACP-22-like
Exons: 3
Coding region: 277-708 (143 amino acids)
Cellular component (GO): extracellular matrix
Source: RefSeq, a predicted model, not a curated record
CGGGCAUGUCUGGCAUCCAAUGCUGUUCAACCGCCGAAGAAAUACGCCACGAUGAACGGUUCCUCCGCAGUUAUAGUAAUAUAUUCGACUUUUUUAAGAAUGUAUAGUUAAUUUCUGUAAGCGACCAGCCAACGAUGUACUGAAUUCAGAUGAUUCGUUACUGGAAGGUAAUAACGGGCUAAAUAUGAAGUAUUCAGGAUAAAACGAGUUAAUCUAAAAAAUGUGCAGUAGACUCUUUCCAAAGCACAGUUCGAAUUGUGCGCUGCGCUCGGUUUGAUGGUCACGCGGUCUCAAUGUUUGCCGUACGGCGGCACCGACUACGUUUCGUCGUUCGCCCAGGAGACUUCGUCGUACGACGGCGGCAGUGGCUACCAUCAAGCGCAGCAGCAGCAGCACGAACCGGUGGCGCAGGACCAAUACCUCGUGCACGGCGGCGGCGAACAUGACGACGAGCACUCGCAGGACCAACACGAGCCGGUGCACUAUUCGUUCCAUUACGACGUGCACGACCCGCACACGGGCGACGUGAAGAGCCAACACGAGACGAGGACCGGCGACGUUGUCACCGGGUUCUACACGUUGGUCGAGCCGGACGGCACCGUGCGCACGGUCAAGUACAAGGCGGACAAGCACAGCGGCUUUAACGCGGUGGUGGACCGCAAGAAGCCGGACUUCGACUUCGGCGUGCACGGUCAGCGCCAUCACUGACCGAGCUAAUAAUCUACAAGCGCCUACUGCAUUCCUAACAAUCCUUUUUCCGUACGAAACAUUCAUCGACUAGUAUGUAAGGCACCUGUAACGUGUUGACGUGGUGCGCGUACCCGUCGAAUGUGCGUCGAUUACCGCCCCCGCACGACGCAGCACUACGACGCAGUGAUUCGCUGUAGUGCAAUGUAAAUACACCCGUUUAUUCUGCAUUUGUUUACUGUCUGUAUCGAUUUUCGUUUUGGUUUUUUUUUGUAAAUAAUAAUAAUUUUCUUCGGUUAUAUAGUACAUAGUCUUGCGAACUACAUUUGUAAAUAUUACAAUACACUUAUAAUAGGUAAUACGACUGGAAAUAUUACACCGUAGUACUCGUACGUGCGCGCGGUGACAACGAGUACAAAAAAAAAUCACUGCAGACAUUUACGACCAUGCUGUGCGUAGGUGGGUAAUAAUGCAGAACUUAAAAAUUACUGCGGAAAUUGAUAAAAAAAAAAAAAAAAAAAAA